Molecule: messenger RNA, 2020 nt
Organism: Beta vulgaris subsp. vulgaris (sugar beet)
Lineage: Eukaryota; Viridiplantae; Streptophyta; Magnoliopsida; Caryophyllales; Amaranthaceae
Product: protein NRT1/ PTR FAMILY 5.4
Exons: 5
Coding region: 205-1836 (543 amino acids)
Biological process (GO): transmembrane transport
Cellular component (GO): membrane
Molecular function (GO): transmembrane transporter activity
Source: RefSeq, a predicted model, not a curated record
AACCAAAAUGAAAAUAUAAUUUCUCCUCACCAGCACCACACAACCUUUUACCUGGCAAUAGCAUACAAACAAAUUACAACCCUAUUUAUAUAAAACAUAUAAUAUAUAGUUUUAUUCUAUUUUACGUGUCAAAAAUACUCCAAACUUUCUGCUUUCAAGAAUAAAUUCUAGUCAUCUUCAACUUCAACUUGAACUUCUCUAACUAUGGAUAAUAAUAACACUCAACAACUACCCUAUGGUGGAUGGAAAUCUGCCAUCUUCAUCAUCUUUGUGGAAAUGGCAGAAAGGUUUGCAUAUUAUGGAAUAGCAGGAAAUUUGAUCAUGUAUUUAACAAGAGUAUUAGAAGAACCACUUGCAAGUGCUGCUAAAAAUGUGAAUUCAUGGAAUGGAGUAUCUUCUCUUGCUCUUUUUAUUGGUGCUUUCUUUGCUGAUUCUUACCUUGGUCGCUUCAAGACUACUCUUCUUUCCUCUUCUGUUUUUCUCAUGGGAUUGAUUUUGUUGACAACUUCAACAACCACAAAAAUCCCACAAAAUAUACGUACUCCCUUGUUUUUCUCAGCCCUUUACAUAGUUGCUCUUGGAGAAGGUGGUCAUAAACCAUGUGUCCAAACCUUUGCUGCUGACCAAUUUGACGAGAAUACCCCUGAUCAGAGAAAAGCCAAGAGCUCAUUUUUCAAUUGGUGGUACCUUGGUAUAGUUGUUGGUGCAACCAUUGCGGUUCUCAUAAUUGUUUAUGUGGAGGAUAAUAUUAGUUGGACCAUUGGGUUUGCUAUACCAACUAUAGCUGUAGGCUUUGCUCUAACCAUCUUUAUCAUUGGAACUCCAACCUAUAGAAAGGAAAGGCUUGUUGGAAGCCCGUUUACUAGCGUGGCUCAAGUGGUUGUUGCCGCCACUCGAAAGCGGCACAUGACCGCUAAUCAACGGUUGUGCUACGAUGAUGAUGUGGUUGGUGGAUUGGAAGCGCGUAAAUUGGCUCAUACAAACCAAUUCAGAUGUCUAGACAAAGCAAUGAUGAUGGACGACAGAGAUUCAAUAACCAAAUCUAGGGACGUUUGGAGACUUUGUUCAGUAAAUCAAGUGGAAGAAGUAAAGCUGAUCGUUCGUUUAAUCCCAAUUUGGGUGUGCACCUUUGCAUAUGCAAUAAUAGUUGCACAAGUACAUACCUUCUUUAUCAAGCAAGCUAGCACCAUGAAACGUUCAAUUGGCCCUAAGUUUCAAAUCCCACCAGCAUCUCUUCAAGUCAUUCCUGGGAUCACUAUUCUACUUUCUGUUCCUAUCUAUGAUAAACUCUUUGUUCCUACUAUGAGAAAUCUCACUAGAAUCCCCUCAGGCAUAAACACACUCCAAAGAAUAGGCAUUGGCUUGGGACUUUCCAUCCUUACCAUCGGCAUAGCAGCCGUAGUAGAGUCUAUGCGUGUUAGUGUUGCGAGCAAGCAUGGGAUAAUCGACGACCCAAAGGCUAUAGUACCCAUGAGCGUAGGGUGGUUAAUCCCUCAAUUUGUAGUGAUGGGACUUGGUGAUAUGUUUGCAUAUGUUGGAAUGCAAGAACUAUUCUAUGAUCAAAUGCCAGAGGACAUGCGAAGCAUGGGUUCAGCCUUGACAAAUGGUGCAUUAGGCGUUGGGGCAUUCAUGAGUACCGCGAUUAUAUCUGCUGUGCAAGAGAUUAGCUCGCGAUGGGGGGAUCCAUGGCUAGUUAAUAACCUCAAUCGUGCUCAUCUUGAUCAAUUUUAUUGGGUUUUGGGUGGCUUGUGUGCUUUGGAUUUGGUUAUUUAUGUAGUGGCUGCUAAAUGGUUUGUGUGGAAGAAUACUGAAAUGAGUCAAAUUGUUAUAAGUUGAUUAUUAUAAAUCUGCAUAUCAGCAUAUGUAUACAGUAUACAUAUUAGUUAAGCUGAUGAGUCAAGGUUUCCUCAGUCGUACUUCCUUUAUACCUACAUUGUAAAAGGUUUGCGUCGAUGUGAGAAAUAAUCAGUAGAAGUUUGUUCCGCAAUUCUCCUCGUUUUGUUUUUCUCUUACCUAUUUA